UGGGAUAUUUUGUGCAUUAAAUUUAAGGGAGGCUUAUAAUAAUGAGAGCAGAAAGGCAAUAGCUAGUUCAGCGAAGAAGACAAUGGAUUAUGUAGGUGGAUUGCUACUUGCCGGCACUUUGGUCCUGUGCAUUGGUUGGUUUGCAAUAAGCAACAAAUGUAACAAGAAGCUUCCACCAGGACCAUAUCCCUUGCCCUUGAUUGGAAAUCUUCACAACAUACUUGGUGGUCAACCUCACCAGUCCCUUGACAAACUUGCCCAAAAGUAUGGCCCAAUAAUCAGCCUCAGAUUGGGCCAAAAAAUGACAGUGGUUAUAUCUUCAUCCACGGUUGCUAAGGAAGUUUUACAAAAGCAAGAUUUGGCCUUUUCUAGCAGAACAAUUCCGGAUGCAAUCUAUGCCCUAAAUCACUACCAAUUCUCUGUGGUAUGGCUACCAGUCGCUAAUCGAUGGAGAAGCCUUAGGAAAAUCUUGAAUUCCUAUAUCUUCUCCGGAAGCAGGCUUGACGCCAAUCAACAUCUCAGGUCCGGAAAGAUCCAAGAUUUAAUUGCUUAUUGCCGUGGGUUUAGCGAAACUGGUGAGGCGGUGAAUAUAGGACAAGCUGCUUUCGAGACCUCUAUGAAUUUACUUUCGAACACCAUAUUUUCCAAGGAUGUUGUGGACCCUUAUGCAAAUUCAGGUAAAGAAUUCAAGGAUGUGGUGUCCAACAUCAUGGAAGAUGCUGGUAAGCCCAAUUUGGCUGAUUAUUUCCCCGUGUUUAAAACAAUUGAUCCUCAAGGAAUAAGGGGAAGAGUAGGCAAGCAUUUUGGUAAGUUGCUUCAGCAGAUUGAGGGAUUGAUCGAUGAACGAUUGGAGGUAAGGAGGAAAUCAGCAACUACUGGUAGCACUGACGUUCUUGACGUUCUGUUAAAUACCAGCAAAGAAGAUGCUCAAGCAAUCGACAGAAAUCACAUAGAACGGUUAUGCCUGGACCUAUUCACUGCGGGAACCGAUACAACUUCAAAUACAUUAGAAUGGGCAAUGGUAGAGGUCAUGAGAAAACCAUACAUAAUGAAAAAAGCUAAAGCUGAACUUGCUGAAGUUAUUGGCCAUGGCAAGGCAAUAGAAGAAGCGGAUGUUGCCCGUCUCCCAUAUUUGCAGUGCAUAGUGAAAGAAACUUUGCGGAUGCACCCACCAGUUCCCUUUUUGAUCCGAAAGGUAGAUCAAGACGUUGAGGCAUGUGGCUAUUUUGUUCCGAAAGAUUCUCAAGUGUUGGUGCAUGUAUGGUCAAUAGGCCGUGAUCCAGCUAUAUGGGAGGAUCCUCUGACAUUUAAGCCAGAGAGAUUUUGGAGUUCGAAAAUGGAUGUUCGUGGCCAAGAUUUUGAACUCAUUCCAUUUGGUGCCGGUAGAAGAAUUUGCCCGGGGUUACCUUUGGCAACCCGGACACUUUCUGUGAUGUUGGGUUCAUUGUUGAACUCAUUUGAUUGGAAAGCUGAAGGUGGUAUUGCACCAGAAGAUUUGGAUGUAGAAGAAAAGUUUGGCAUUACACUAGCGAGGUCGCAUCCAUUACGAGCUGUCCCUAUUCCGCUAUAAAUGUCGUCGACUACAAAUUACCAAUGCAAUACUUCUCGAGCUUACCCUGGCAUUUCGAAUCUCAACUAUGUAAUUCUUCCUCUUUUUUCUUCUCUCUAGCUAUAAUCAUUUACAUAAUUGCAAAUAAAGCUUGACAAUCUAGUGUUUUACCAA
Messenger RNA from Solanum stenotomum, 1723 nucleotides. RefSeq names its product geraniol 8-hydroxylase-like. The coding region runs from base 83 to 1570 and encodes 495 amino acids. The record is from RefSeq and is a predicted model, not a curated record. Gene Ontology annotation, molecular function: oxidoreductase activity, acting on paired donors, with incorporation or reduction of molecular oxygen; heme binding; iron ion binding. NCBI's taxonomy places the organism in Eukaryota, Viridiplantae, Streptophyta, Magnoliopsida, Solanales, Solanaceae. The transcript has 3 exons.